GACCUACUUGAAUGACGUUGUUCAUCGAUUUGAGGUUUGCGUGCUCGAGAUUUUUCGAAUGGUCAGAUCUUGAUUCACGAUGUUCGCCAUAGCUGAGAACAUCGACAUUAAUUCUGCUUCGGACGGAGCGUUUAUCGGUUCAUUCCGAGUUGUCGAGACUCAAGCGAGCCCCAGCCGAGCACACUUGUGUAACGAGCAAAUCAGAGUGUCUUCCGGAAACGCGAGUCAACAUGCAAGAAUCCUUACUCAAGCACCUGAAGGAGGCCAAGAAUCGAUUUGUUUGGUUACGGGGUUCUCCCGGAAUGGGGAAGACUGCGAUCUCUAUGAGCAUCGCAUCCACUCUUGAGAAAGAGGGCACUUUGGCGGCGUCAUACUUUUGGGAUAAGAAUCGGGCGGGAACAGGCCUAGAUUCUAUUGAACAGUUCCCCUUUACCCUUGCUCAUCAACUGGCGUGUUUCAACGAGGACUUCAAAUUCUCGCUUGUCAGACACCUUCGGAAACCGGCUUUGGCCUCAGUCCAGAAUUUCCCUCUGAAAAAACAAAUGAAGACUUUGAUGAUUGAGCCGAUGCGUGACCUGAAGGAUAUAUUCCCUUCGGGCAAGGAUCGCUUUAUCAUCGUCUUGGAUGGUCUUGACGAGUGUGGGAAUCAGGAGACACUCGAGUCCUUGAUGGAGUUAGUUCUUACCCUUCAGGAACUGCCAACGGGAUUUUCUGUGCUAGUUAGUUGUCGUCCUGAGCGAGGAGUCAUUUCUGCUUGGUCCGAGGCUCAAGCCGACGGUCUGGUCAUACCAUGUGAAGACGUGGACAAGAUUCAGUGGGAGACUUUCCAUACGAUCCGUCAAAUGGUGAAGGAAGGUCUUCGGGGCUUCGUUAAGGAAUCUUCAUGGAAACCAACAGAGAGUGAACUCAAUGGUUUUGCUUUGGCUUGUCGUGGGUUACCUGUUGUGGCAUCUAUCCGGGUCCGUGAUGUUCAUGUGCAGACACGGCGCGGUCGCACCCUCCAGUCGGCAUUCCAGAACUUGCUUACUCUCACUCAUGUGCCUACCGACCUCGACCAGGAAUACUUGCGAAUCCUCCGACAAGCCUACGUGCUAGGUUCAUCUGGGAUUCCCUCAGAUGUAGCUAAGACGUAUCGCUUAGUGGUCGGCACGAUUGUUGUGGCGCGCGAGCCGAUGAAUGUAUCUUUUAUAUCACAGCUAUUCGAGGUUGACGAGAAUGAGAUCUAUGCGAUAUUGGAACCAAUCAGCUCAAUCGUAGAUCUUCGUGAGGAGACAUUGGGGGUCACCUUCUAUGACGCAUCGGCAAAAGAAUUCUUAAUGGGGGAACCAGUUGGUAAUGAGGAGGAUAAAGUAUUCUUCAUCGACGACGUGAAAGGGUAUUUUCUUGGAUUGCCGCUCCUUCGACUCUUCAAUGGCAAUUGUGAGCAGAACGUGUUUGGGGUACCGGCUGAUCUCCCCUUAGGAAAUGAAAGAAAAUGGGGAGAAUUUAUGGCGAAAAAAUACCAUUUUCAAUAUCGCUGGCGCUUUCACUAUGUCGUUAGGUACUUACUCGAACAUUUGGAUCCUUCGCAACUUUUUUCGCGAGAGUCCAACGAACUGCAAAACGAGUUCGAUUCCUUCAUUACACGAAAUUACUUGUUGACGUGGUUGCACUUGCAAAAUGAAAAACUCAUCGGGGAUAAUGCAAGUUUAUUUCCGGAAGAAUUGCUUCAAUUCAAUAAUCACAGUUCAGUCCAACUUCUGAGAGAGUUACAUUGGUUGGCUUGGAUUGCCGCGUCUGAGCCAUGGUCUCUCUAUCGAUCGGAGCUCCCUUUCACCCCACUCUCAUCGCCCCUUCACAAACAAUAUGGCCAUCUUUCUGAUCCUGUCCGGAUCCUCUCCUUCUUUGGCAAGUUCUCUGGUGGCACCAUCCCAUUAAGCGAGGAUUCGCUCAGGGCCCAAGAAGUUAUGAUGGCAAAGUUGGGGGAACCACGAGAGCAGAGUGAUGGAUUAGAUGAGGAGACCAGUGAACCAGAUGAAGAUACCAAUGGAUCAGAGGAGGCAAUCAAUCACGACGCUGAAUUCCAAGAGCCCGAUGUUCGUAAUGGUAUUGUGACGUGUGCCGCACUCUCCCUCGAUGGUCGGUAUGUUGCGCUCGGAUUCGGUAGUGGAAUCAUCGAGGUUGCCGAUAUCGACCACCAGCAAACGAUCUGCCGAUUGCAGCAUGAUUCGGCCAAUCUCCCAGUCUGGAUUGAAUUUGUCCAUGGCAGCCACCGAAUUGCUUCCGAGGACAUUAAUGGGAACGUAACGAUCCUUGGCGGUGGUAUGGCCCCUGCGAAGCCUGGCACUCUUCCUCCUGGUUCCUAUCCUCCUGGAACUGCUGUCUCAGAUAAUGGGUUAUUUAUCGCGCGAGCUCCGCGAACCCUUGACAACCCAUGGUGUGACAACAUGACGCUCAUAUCUGUUUCAGGGAUUCCAACCCUGAAACACCUCGCCCCUCCUCCCUUCUCCCUCUCCUCUUCGUCUAAUGAUGAGAAGCUAGUCAUUCCUCACCGUCGAACGCUCGGUUUUUCUCCAGGAGCACGAUACAUUUGUACUUUUGAUGGGAUUCACGCUGUAACCUGGUCAACAGAUUCAUGCCAGUGCAUUUCGGGUUAUCGGGUGACAAACUUCGAGCGUUGGAUCAUUAAUCCCACCGUCCCUCCAUCUCACCCACAUUCCAUCCCUGAUCCUAUAUUUACUCGGACCACUCUUCCCUUGCCAGAAAGCGACACAGCUUAUGCACAUUGUUCUGAGGUGGAAGCAGAGGAUGACUCUGGGGACGAGUCCUGGAUCAAGCGGCCAUUUUAUGACUUCUCGCCAAGCAGGUUAAGAUGGAAUGAGCUUCGCUAUUCGUCUGUCGCAACGAGAAUUCCACUUCUCGGUUCCCACAUAUCAGGGCGGUGCAGUGUGUGGCUCAAUGGUAGGGAAGAACUCGAGCUCCCAUGGGAUUAUCAACCGAUUGAUUCCCAGCAAGCCUGGUACGGCCAUCGAGUGCCACAUGAUUCUCUGGGGCUCUAUCGCCCUCAGUCCAGCAGGGAUGGGACUCGAUUUCUGGUUCAGGGUUGGAGACGGGCUCCAAUUGUCAUCGAUAUUAGUUAAAUUGUUUAGCAUUUACCACCGCGUCCGUCCGUGCAUACCCGUCACUCCGUUGGCAGUGCGCUGCAACACCAUUUAGAAUUGUGGGCGACGCUUGAAGUGUACAUCAUAUAUCAUAACUACGAUGUUACGGUACUGUUGGACUCGGUGAUGAAUACGUCACUCGUUAUUGGAGACAAUGGGCCUCUGGUACCCCAUGAAGUGCAGAAAGAGGAAGUGCCAAGCUACC
Molecule: messenger RNA, 3345 nt
Organism: Cantharellus anzutake
Lineage: Eukaryota; Fungi; Basidiomycota; Agaricomycetes; Cantharellales; Hydnaceae
Exons: 3
Coding region: 231-3119 (962 amino acids)
Molecular function (GO): protein binding
Source: RefSeq, a predicted model, not a curated record